GCGCAAGCGAUGUUGUGUCGUUCGUCAUCGCGAUUUUAAGUCAUUAGAGAUUUCAAUAUAUGGUGUCGCAAUUAACUAACUAAACGAAAAUGAAGAUAUUUAUUUUGUUGAGUAUAAUCUUACAAAUUAGUCAAAUUGUACUAGGACAGAGAACAUUUCCUAGUGAUUUUAUAUUUGGUGCUGCCACUGCAGCGUAUCAAAUUGAAGGUGGCUGGAAUGCUGACGAUAAAGGCGAAAACAUCUGGGACUACAUGACCCACAAUCGACCGACUGUUAUCAAAGAUCAAUCCAAUGGAGAUAUAGCGGCUGACACUUAUCACAACUACCGUCGAGAUGUCGAAAUGAUGAGAGAACUAGGGCUUGACGCUUAUCGCUUUUCACUAUCAUGGUCCAGAAUUUUACCUACCGGCAGAUCAAAUUACUUGAGCCAAUCUGGAAUCAAUUUCUAUAACAACUAUAUAAAUGAGAUGCUUAAAUAUAAUAUCACACCAAUGGUGACAUUGUACCACUGGGAUUUACCUCAACCAUUACAAGAUAUAGGAGGGUUCACAAAUCCCCUUAUCGCCGAGCUAUUUGAAGACUAUGCAAGAGUUGCUUAUGAACAAUUUGGUGAUAGAGUUAAGCAUUGGAUCACUUUUAAUGAGCCUAGGGAAAUUUGUUAUGAAGGCUAUGGAUAUGAUACUAAAGCACCACUAGUUAAUGCUUCAGGAAUAGGGGAGUAUCUCUGUGCUAAGAAUUUAGUUAUGGCGCAUGCGAAAGCGUAUCAUGCUUAUAAUAAGGAUUUUAAAGAUAGACAAAGAGGCGUUUGCGGUAUCACGAUUAGUGUUAACUGGAUGGGACCUGUUACUGAUUCUGUGGAGGACCAUAAGGCAGCUGAAUUGAGGAGACAGGGAGAAUGGGGCAUGUACGCAGAACCUAUAUAUUCCAAAGACGGUGGAUUUCCUAAAGAACUAGUAGAACGAGUCGCACAAAAGAGCAAGGAGCAAGGAUUCUCUGCAUCUCGACUGCCAGAAUUCACUAAAGAAGAGAAGACUUUUAUCAGAGGAACUUAUGACUUCUUUGGUGUCAAUCAUUACACUGCAUUACUGGUUUCUGCAAACGAUUAUAAAAGUAAACAUCGUGUACCUUCGUUGCUGGAUGAUUUGGACAGUGGAGUAUAUGUUCCUGAUGAAUGGCUAAAAUCGGCUUCUUCGUGGUUGACGAUGGCCCCAAACAGUCUGUUCAACGCCCUUACCCAUCUGAAAAACAAAUAUGGGAAUCUAAUCUUUUAUGUUACCGAAAAUGGCUGGUCCACUGCACCAGAAGUCGGCAUUAACGAUGAUGAUAGAGUAAAAUACUACAGAGCAACACUAGAAAGUGCAUUAGAUGCCAUCGAUGCUGGUGUUAACCUAAAAGGAUACAUGGCCUGGAGUUUGAUGGACAAUUUUGAAUGGAUGGAGGGGUACACAGAACGUUUUGGCCUGUAUCAAGUGGACUUCGAAGAUCCUAACCGUACCAGGACUCCUCGCAAAUCGGCUUUCGCCUACAAGCGGAUUAUUAAGAUGCGAAGUGUUGAUUAUAACAAUGACUAUGAUUUUUCGGCCAUGACUAUUGACGAAGGACAUACGUCAGUCAGAAAAGCCGUUACAAACUGCAAAAACACCACAGCUGUUAUUAGACGAGUAAACACGCACGUUUUCUUCCACCGUUUAAUUUUACAAAGUAGUCAAGUUGCACCUGGAUUAAGAAGUUUUCCAAGUGACUUCCUAUUUGGUGCCUCCACAGCAGCCUAUCAGGUUGAAGGCGGCUGGAAUGCUGACGAUAAAGGCGAAAACAUCUGGGACUAUAUGACCCAUAAUAGACCAACUGUCAUUAAAGAUCGUUCCAAUGGAGAUAUAGCAGCUGACACUUAUCACAACUACCGUCGAGAUGUCGAAAUGAUGAGAGAACUAGGGCUCGACGUCUAUCGCUUCUCACUUUCAUGGUCUCGUAUUUUACCUACCGGCAGAUCAAAUUACUUGAGCAAAUCUGGAAUCAAUUUCUAUAACAACUUUAUAAAUCAGAUGCUUAAAUACAACAUCACACCAAUAGUGACCUUAUACCACUGGGAUUUACCUCAAAGAUUGCAAGAUUUAGGAGGAUUCACAAAUCCCGUAAUCGGCGAGUUAUUUGAAGACUAUGCAAGGGUUGCUUUUGAACAAUUUGGUGAUAGAGUUAAGCAUUGGAUCACCAUAAACGAGCCUAGAGAAAUUUGUUAUGAAGGCUAUGGAUCUGAUACUAAAGCACCACAAGUUAACGCUACAGGAAUCGCUGAGUAUCUCUGUGCUAAGAAUUUAGUUAUGGCUCAUGCGAAAGCCUAUCAUGCAUAUAAUAAAGAUUUUAAAGGUAAACAAGGGGGUGUUUGCGGUAUUACUAUUAGUGUUCACUGGUUUGGACCUCUGACUAAUUCUAUCGAGGAUAUGGAUGCUGCUGAAUUGAAAAGACAGGGUGAAUGGGGUAUGUAUGCAGAACCAAUAUUUUCCAAAGAUGGUGGAUUUCCCAAAAAACUAGUAGAAAUAGUAGCACAAAAAAGCAAAGAGGAAGGAUUCCCUGCAUCUCGACUACCAGAAUUCACUGAGGAAGAAAAAACAUUCGUCAGAGGAUCUUCUGACUUCUUUGGUCUUAAUCAUUAUACUUCGUUUUUGGUGUCUGCAAAUAAAUCUAAAGGUAAUUAUCCUAUACCUUCGCUGCCCGAUGAUUUGGGAACUGGAAACUUGAUUAUUCCAAAAGAAUGGCCUAGAUCUGCUUCUUCUUGGUUGACGUUAGCCCCAAAUAGUCUGUUUAACGUCCUUACCCAUCUAAAAGAAAAAUAUGGGAACCUAACCUAUUAUGUGACCGAAAAUGGCUGGUCAACUGAACCAGAAGCAGGAAGUAAUGAUGAUGAUAGAGUGAAAUAUCUCAGAGCAGCGCUAGAGAGUGCACUAGAUGCAAUCAACGCUGGUGUUAACUUAAAAGGAUAUAUGGCCUGGAGUUUGAUGGAUAAUUUUGAAUGGAUGGAGGGGUACACGGAAUGUUUCGGUCUAUAUCGUGUGGACUUCAAAGACCCUAAACGCACCCGGACUCCUCGCAAAUCAGCUUUCAUCUACAAGCAGAUUAUUAAAUCGAGAAGAAUCGAUUAUAAUGAUAAUUAUUUAUCAACCAUGAAAAUUGAUAGUGGACAUUGAAUUUUAGUUACAAAUCAUUUGUUUAACUUUAGGAAUGUACUGUUAACAUUAUUUAUAUAAACACUGGAACUCUGGACAUGAUAUUGUUUUUUU
Hyposmocoma kahamanoa is the source of this 3275-nucleotide messenger RNA. RefSeq names its product lactase-phlorizin hydrolase-like. NCBI's taxonomy places the organism in Eukaryota, Metazoa, Arthropoda, Insecta, Lepidoptera, Cosmopterigidae. Gene Ontology annotation, molecular function: beta-glucosidase activity. The transcript is spliced from 15 exons. The record is from RefSeq and is a predicted model, not a curated record. Gene Ontology annotation, biological process: carbohydrate metabolic process. The coding region runs from base 90 to 3182 and encodes 1030 amino acids.